Durio zibethinus is the source of this 1404-nucleotide messenger RNA. RefSeq names its product ureidoglycine aminohydrolase (gene UGLYAH). NCBI's taxonomy places the organism in Eukaryota, Viridiplantae, Streptophyta, Magnoliopsida, Malvales, Malvaceae. The record is from RefSeq and is a predicted model, not a curated record. Gene Ontology annotation, molecular function: ureidoglycine aminohydrolase activity.
AAAUUUUCGGAAUAAAAAGGAAAAAAAAAAGGCAAAAUCCUAGUGGUAGUGGGAAACCCACCGGUUCAGCUUGUAUAUAUAUGUCGGUUUCCGAAUUUCAGUUCAAAAAAUUUCAGUUACACCGCACCGUCAGUUCAGUCUCCGGUCUCCGGUCUCUGGUCUCCACCCUUUCGAGACUCUAAACAAUAUCAAAAUCAUCCCCAAGAUAUGCAGAAUCCCUGUGUCUCUGAACUCCUCCUUUCUUCCUUCACUCUAAUAGGUUUGUUUAUUCCAGUUUUGGGUGAUGGAGGAUUCUGUUCUGCUCCUUCCAUAUUGGACCAAACUGAUGCUUCCUCCAAACCUUUGUAUUGGAAAGCUACUAACCCAACUCUCUCUCCUUCUCAUCUCCAAGACUUGCCCGGUUUCACUCGUAGUGUUUACAAAAGGGACCAUGCCUUGAUAUCACCAGAAAGUCAUGUUUUCAGUCCUUUGCCUGAUUGGACAAAUACAUUGGGAGCAUAUUUAAUCUCACCUGCUAUGGGUUCGCAUUUUGUGAUGUAUCUAGCAAAAAUGCAAGAAAACUCAAGGUCAGGGCUUCCCCCUGAUGAUGUGGAGAGGUUUGUAUUUGUGAUUCAGGGCAUUGUCACUCUCACCAAUUCAUCUGGCAUCAGCGACAAAUUGAUGGUGGAUUCAUAUGCUUAUCUACCUCCUAAUUUUGAACAUUCUCUGAAGUGCGAUGGCUCCGCUACUCUUGCAGUAUUUGAACGAAGACAUGCCUAUCUGGGCAAUCAUAUUACUGAGCUGAUCGUUGGUUCGACAGAUGAGCAGCCACUUAUUGAAACUCCUGGUGAGGUGUUUGAACUCAGGAAGCUUCUUCCAGCAUCAAUGCCUUAUGACUUUAAUAUCCAUAUUAUGGAUUUUCAACCAGGAGAAUUCCUUAAUGUGAAGGAGGUCCAUUACAAUCAACAUGGUUUGUUGCUUUUAGAGGGACAGGGCAUUUAUCGCUUGGGUGAUAGCUGGUAUCCAGUUCAAGCAGGUGAUGCAAUUUGGAUGGCACCAUUUGUGCCACAAUGGUAUGGUGCUCUUGGCAAAACCCGGACACGUUAUUUGCUGUAUAAGGAUGUAAAUAGGAAUCCACUGUAGUCACGGACGGUCUGAUGUAUGCCUUGGUAGAACUUUGAUGAGAUGGAUCGAAAUAACAACCAACUCACUUGCAAUGAAUUAGAGUACGGAUUUCAUGGCCUGUAAACAUUAAACUAAAUAUAGCAUUUAUCCUUGUGUAUUUAUGCACCCAAAAUUAGAUAACCCAACUUCUGGAACAUAUUUGCUCGUGAAAUGGCCAUUUUGUUUUACCUUGUGUGCCAAAAUUGAAUUGACAAUUUGUGAAUUUAAAACAAAAAAAAAUAGUGAAAACAUGCAUCUGUU